AUGGGAGGAUUUGCAAGCAAGAAUAUGGAAUAUUACAACUACGCGAGUAUGAAGCUGUUAGACAGGGACAAAUACACAAAUGAAGAGGAAGAAGAAGACGGCCACUACUGUCAGGAUAUGGACAUCCGAGAAACAAUUCAAAAGGCGAGAGAAAUAAAAAAUUGUAACUAUAAGGAGUCGAUGGAUUUAUAUAUAAAAGCGUUGAAGAUGCUAAAAAAGUUAAAAGAUAAUAACUCUAAGAUAUAUAAAAAUGUCCUCGAAUUUGAAAUAAGACCACAAGAAAUAGCUAGCAGUGUAUCGUUAAACCCUAGUGUAAAAGAUAAUAUGCACAUGAAAAAAGAGGGUAAUAUAAAUUACACGUGUUCUGCACCAAAUGAUAAGCAAGCCAUAUCGAUAAAUAAUAAAAUUGCAUCUUUGUAUAACGAAAUUGCAGACCUUUGUUGCAUUCACGAUUUUAUAGAAAAGUCCCUCUUUUAUUAUGAUAAGGCUUGUUCAUAUAACCCUUCAAAAAUCGAUUAUAUAUACAAGAAAGGGGUUUUAUUUCAACAAAUGAAUGACACGGAGAGGGCCAUUAACACCUUCAAAAUUAUUUUGUCCUCGGAGCCAAACCACAUUCCGACAUUGUUUUCGUUGGGUAAUUUGUACAGGUAUAUAGAUAACCAUAUUGCCCUUUCUUACUUUGAGGCGAUCCUCAAAAUCGAGCCCAAUAACACCGAAGUUUUAUCUCUCAUUGCUUCCUGCUAUGAUAACUUGGGUAAACUGAAUGAAGCCAUUUCGUAUCAGAAUAAGGCCGUCGAGAUCGACCCCGAUAAUUUCAACCACAAGAAGUUUGCCCAGAAGCUCAUCGAAAUGAAGUCGCAGAAUUGA
Molecule: messenger RNA, 867 nt
Organism: Plasmodium fragile
Lineage: Eukaryota; Apicomplexa; Aconoidasida; Haemosporida; Plasmodiidae
Exons: 1
Coding region: 1-867 (288 amino acids)
Biological process (GO): cell division
Molecular function (GO): protein binding
Source: RefSeq, a predicted model, not a curated record